AUGCCUUCAGAUACUGUUUCCUUGGAGUCAUUCAUCAGAAGCCGCAGACUUCUCCAGGUUGUUGGUAUCCCCAGCGUGAUACCCUCACCAUUCUUGGUCAGAGCCUUCCAGGAGACAGACUAGACAGAGCCAUGACUCCUAGGGCUUGUCAUCUUCCACCUACUGUGCCUACUUCUCACAUGCUUCUCAUCCCAGAGUUACAAACUACAGACUGGACACUUUCUGUGCCAAGUAGUGUUAGUCUAUUGUGCUGAGUACAUCAAUGAAGUGGCUGCAAUGAAUUGGAGAUUGUUUGCAAAAUAUCAGUAUUUCGAUUUCCAGGGGAAGUUCAUUUCUAUCAUGUUCUCAGCACCAUUGCUGUUCAAUGCCGUGGUCAUUGUGAUUAUGUGGGUACAGAAGACUUUGAAUGUGAUGUCUGACCUAAAGAACUUGCAAGAAAAGAGAAAGGAGAGGAAAAGGAGAAGAAAAAAAAAAGAAUCCUCACUGUUGCUAUGGACAUUGUCCACUGACUUGGUUGUUUCCAGUUGUAAGCCGCACAUGGCCCAGAUGUCCUCUGUCAGCUGA
Messenger RNA from Peromyscus eremicus (cactus mouse), 564 nucleotides. RefSeq names its product transmembrane protein 18-like. NCBI's taxonomy places the organism in Eukaryota, Metazoa, Chordata, Mammalia, Rodentia, Cricetidae. The transcript is spliced from 2 exons. The record is from RefSeq and is a predicted model, not a curated record. Gene Ontology annotation, cellular component: nuclear membrane.